This is a messenger RNA of Dalotia coriaria, 1536 nucleotides long. RefSeq names its product QRFP-like peptide receptor. Gene Ontology annotation, molecular function: peptide binding; neuropeptide Y receptor activity. Gene Ontology annotation, biological process: cellular response to hormone stimulus; G protein-coupled receptor signaling pathway. Gene Ontology annotation, cellular component: plasma membrane. NCBI's taxonomy places the organism in Eukaryota, Metazoa, Arthropoda, Insecta, Coleoptera, Staphylinidae. Bases 185 to 1348 code for a protein of 387 amino acids. The transcript is spliced from 4 exons. The record is from RefSeq and is a predicted model, not a curated record.
AGUCGCCGAUUUGCCGUCGGGUUGAGCGUUGAGCGUCGGGUCCAAUUGUCGCGAGCGCGUCUGCAAGCAUAAACCUAAUUGAAUCCUUCAACGCGUUGAUCGCAGGGGGCGGCGCAAUCAAUCGAUGCGAGUCGCCGCCACCGCCAUCGACGCUUUCUGUUCUGGGUGGUGCGUGUAAGACAACAUGGAUAUAGACAUGGAGGACGACCACCAGUCAGAUGAGCAAGACCCACACGCACACUUCUUCUGGCAGGAGCUUGCCCCCGUCCUGGUGUGUUAUGGUAUCACCUUCAUCUUCGGCUCCGUCGGCAACGCGCUCAUUGUCUACGCUACAUAUCGCAAUGGCCGAAUGCAGAGCGUCACCAACGUCUUCCUCGCCAGCCUUGCCAUUGCCGAUCUACUUUUGAUCAUCCUCUGUAUCCCAGUCAAGGUAGCUAAAUUGUUCUCGUACACCUGGGAUGCUGGAUGGUUAUUGUGCAAAGGAGUACACUACGUGCAAAAUGUCAGUACCUUGUGCAGUGUUUUUACUUUGACUGCCAUCAGCGUGGAGAGGUACUACGCCAUUGUGCAUCCAAUGAAAGCCAGAUACAUCUGUACAAUUAGUCAAGCCCAAAGGGUCAUAUUGAUAACAUGGUGUUUAUCAAUCUUAUUAGCAACGCCUAUACUGCACGUGCAGAUUAUGCAACAGGUUGGAGAGGAACACCAGGACUUUUAUUGGUGUAUCAGGGAUUGGGACAGUCCUUACUGGCGUUGGCAUGAGAUCUACAUGUUGCUACUGGUGCUAAUCAUACCUUUUUGUAUUAUGACUUUAACCUAUGUUGCUAUUUGCUGGGAGGUGUGGAAUGUCAUGGAGAGACGCCAUAUUAUGACCAGCAGCCAUGCAUUGAAUAGAAAAGAAUGUGCUAUACCCUUGAACGAGGUAAACUCUCAAGGAACACCUAUCCAACAACAAUCUCAAGGAAAUUCAAAUUGCGCAGGUCGUAGAGAUGACAGUAAAACAGUCAAACAAGUCAUUUAUAUGUUAGUAGUCAUCGUGUUAGUCUUCGCUAUAUGCUGGACGCCAUUACUAGUCGAUAACCUCCUCACAGCUUAUGGUAUUUUAAGUCCUGUGAGAGGAGGAUGGGAGAAACACAUGGGAACCAUAUUUACACUCAUGGCCUACUUCAAUAGUUGUAUAAACCCGGUGAUAUAUGGUUUUAUGUCAAAAAAUUUCCGAGACAGUUUCCGCUCGGUCCUAUGCUGUUUCCUACCACGACAGCGUGACCAACGGCACAUGAAACCAGUCACCAGCAGCGUGCGGCAAAUCUCACGCACCGGGUCCCAGACACGCAACACCAUCGUGCGAUAGGAUGCCUUAACCUCUCAAUCACAGUAUUAUUAAAUACAUAACCUCAAAUAUCAGAAUAUGCCUUAACCUGAACCGAUCACUAGUUUAGAGCAUUGAUGCGCCAGUCAGUAUACAGUGUGUCCACUUUAUUGUAUGUAAUAAUGUCUUAACAUAUUGAAACGAACAAAUAUAUAGAUAUACCUUUAUAA